Molecule: messenger RNA, 807 nt
Organism: Sporisorium graminicola
Lineage: Eukaryota; Fungi; Basidiomycota; Ustilaginomycetes; Ustilaginales; Ustilaginaceae
Exons: 1
Coding region: 1-807 (268 amino acids)
Biological process (GO): peptidyl-arginine methylation
Molecular function (GO): protein-arginine omega-N monomethyltransferase activity
Source: RefSeq, a predicted model, not a curated record
AUGUCGACCAGCACGGCCACCGGCACGCUCGCGCGCCCCCAAUACGUCAUCGAGCACAUGGAAGAAGACGAUCCGGAAGCACCCUCCAAGUUCCCGCAAUGGGCGCUGCUCGAGUACCGACACAUGCUCGCGCUCGUUGGACCGGGAUCGACUGUGCACUUUACCUCGUUGUCGCACGCCUCGCUCGAAUCGCUCCGCAGCUCGCUCUCUUCUUCUAGCUCUGGACCUCGCGCAGAGUUUGAGCUGCACACGGCAAGCAUUACGACGCUGAUGGAGCAGCGUGGGGUCACCAAGGACAAGGUGUGUCUGCUGGACCCCAAGUCGCCCUAUGCCGUGUCGAUUACUGAUGCGGGCAAGGUUUCGAGUAGCACCAAGCCCGCGGCUGCCGGCGGACCGUUCGAGUUCUUCCUGUAUGGCGGCAUCCUGGGAGACGACCCUCCGCGCGACCGCACCUCGUCGCUGCGCCAACUCGGCUUUCCCUCGCGACACCUCGGGGGCAUCCAGAUGACCACCGAUACCGCACUCGGCGUCACCAAGCGCUGCGUCGAAGACCUUCUUCUCCUCGCGCUCGACGACACGCAACAGCAGGAGCAGGACUGGGGGGAUGUGCAACAGGCCAAGGGCAAGCUCCAGUGGGUCAACCAUCCCGAGCUCAACUUUGGCAAGGGCGAGAGCGUGGAGAUGCCGUUCCGCUACAUGGUGGAUGAGGCGAGAGCCGUGACAGCAAGUGGGGCGGGGCAGCCGCUGAUGCCAGAGGGCAUGCGGGAGCUGAUCAGGACCGAUCUUGAUAGGUGUUUCGAGUUUUGA